Messenger RNA from Racocetra persica, 342 nucleotides. NCBI's taxonomy places the organism in Eukaryota, Fungi, Glomeromycota, Glomeromycetes, Diversisporales, Gigasporaceae. The record is from the annotation of a GenBank genome assembly.
CAAGUAACGAAAGAGAAAAAAUUAUUAUUAAUACACCUUCAGAUUAUGUUAAUCUCUUCGAAAAAUGUUGGUCGUCUGAACCAGAUCUGCGUCCGAUAUUGGACGACGUUUUGCCUGAACUCGUGAGAUUAUCAAAAGAAAGACCUAUAAAAUUUAUUACAAAUAUUAUUGGCGAUAAAAGAAUUACGGAGUCAUUAUCCAAAACUUUGGAAAACUUAAAUUCUUCGAGUGAUAGUGGUCGACAAUGCAUUUUUCGCGAAAAUGUUCCCUCAAUUUCUGAAAAUGUAAAUACCUCAAUACACACGGGGAACUUAGUUCUUUCGAACGAUAAUGAAAAUAUCC